Molecule: messenger RNA, 645 nt
Organism: Seminavis robusta
Lineage: Eukaryota; Bacillariophyta; Bacillariophyceae; Naviculales; Naviculaceae
Source: the annotation of a GenBank genome assembly
AUGCCCAACCCUCCAACAUUGAGAUUUGAGAAUGGGAGUAAGCUAGUUCCUGGUGAUCGGAUUGGGACCAUUCAGCAAGUGCUGCCAGGAAUUGGGACGUACGCGAAAGGGGGCAACGUCUAUGCCAGUGUAUUGGGCCAUAUGGACACGUCUCCCUGCGACGAUCUGGAAGAACCACAAUUCACAGUGUCGGUCCAACCACAGCGUCCUCUGGCAUCUCUACAAGUCCUGUCGGUGGGACAAGUUGUCCUGGCGCGUGUCUUGCGGGUGGCAGCACCCCAAGCCACAGUGGUGAUUGUUGCCACGGCACAAGGCGGUCGCUUGAGUAGUGCAUCGGAAGGCUCUAUUCCACGAGAAGAAUGCGUCAAAUCGGGUGCCGUCACGAGAGAAGUUCACGAAUGCUUUCAACCCGGUGAUAUUGUCUUGGCCAAGAUUUUGUCCAUUGGCGAUACCCGGCGCUAUGUGAUGACCACUGCCGAGGCAGAAUUGGGUGUCAUUCAUGCUGUCUGUCACUCCAGUGGGAAACCCAUGAUCCCCUGCAGUUGGAAAGAAAUGGAAUGUCCUGACACAAAUGUCAAGGAAUUGCGCAAAUGUGCCAAGCCAAGAAAAGUGAUGGCAGUGGCUGCUGCUUUCGCUGAUUCUUGA